GAUGAAUAUUCGGGGUCAGGGUCAGGGUCCGCCUCCGGUUCCGGCAGCGGCGGCAGGGAUGAUGGAUGGGAUUGGGGUUCCGGUUGCUCCGAAUCCGAUAAACAGGAAGAAGGGGACCGGGGUGAGGGCGUGGCUGCUUCUCGAUUCCAGUGGUCAGAAGCAGGUUGUGGAGGCCGGCAAGCACGCCAUCAUGCGGCGCACAGGUCUCCCCGCCCGCGACCUCCGUAUCCUCGACCCCCUCCUGUCCUACCCCUCGACCGUGCUAGGCCGUGAGAGGGCCAUCGUGAUCAACCUCGAGCACAUCAAGGCCAUCAUCACCGCCCACGAGGUCCUCCUCCUCAACUCCCGCGACCCCUCCGUGACCCCUUUCGUGGAGGAGCUCCACUCGAGGAUCCUCCGGCACCACCAAGUCCAGGGAGCUGCUGCGGCAGCUGCGGCUUCGGAUGAUUUCAAGCUGAGCAAAGUGUACGACUCGGAAGAAGGGCAAUCAAGAGAGGGACAGGAUGAAGAUGAAGAUCUCGAUCCCGUUGGGGAGCAAGUGAAAGCCCAAUCGAAGCAGAAUGGUAUUCAGAACGGUGAUGGCAUGAAGAUCCUGCCGUUCGAGUUUGUGGCACUGGAGGCCUGCCUGGAGGCUGCGUGCAGUGUGUUAGAGAACGAGGCAAAAACCCUGGAACAGGAGGCCCACCCUGCCUUGGACAAGCUCACUUCCAAGAUCAGUACUCUCAAUUUGGAACGGGUUCGUCAAAUUAAGAGCCGACUUGUUGCCAUCACUGGUCGCGUUCAGAAGGUAAGGGAUGAGUUAGAACACUUGCUCGAUGACGACGACGAUAUGGCUGAGAUGUAUCUCACCGACAAGUUACAACAGCUCCACAGUUCUUCUGCCUCCUCUAUAAAUGAUGAUGAUGUUGACAAUGACCACCAUAAUCAGCUUGAUGUCGAUGACAGCAUUCCUCCUGAAAUAUCACUGGAAGAGGGUGGAGCUGCUGCAAGCGAUGACGAUAAUCAACAUGAUGAUGACAGGUUAUUAGUGGGAGUUAGCAGGGACAGCCGUGCUAGCACUACCUACAGUACCACAACUAAGCAUCUUGAUGUGGAGGAGCUUGAGAUGCUCUUGGAAGCAUAUUUUGUGCAAAUCGAUGGCACACUCAACAAGCUCUCUACUCUAAGGGAAUACGUGGACGACACAGAGGACUACAUCAACAUAAUGCUGGAUGACAAACAGAAUCAUCUGCUCCAAAUGGGAGUCAUGUUAACCACAGCAACUCUGGUAGUGAGUGCCUUUGUCGUUGUCGCUGGUAUUUUCGGCAUGAACAUUCAUAUUGAGCUAUUUGAUUCAAAUAUUACCGGGAAUGGAGAGUUCUUCUGGACUGUUGGGGGCAGUGCUGCUGGAACCAUUUUCUUGUAUGUGGUUGCCAUUGCCUGGUGCAAGUACAAACGCUUGCUCGAGUAGCUGCACGCCCUGUUUAUGUGCACACAUAGAAGAAAUGUUAUGCAAUACAAAAAUCACUCCUUUUUUAUCCACCUGAAAUUCUAAUAAUACAGUGCAACAUUGUUACAUUACCACAUUACCUGCUGCUACUUCUAUUUGUGAUCUUCAACUAUUUUAUUCGUUUUGCGCAAUAUUCUGUGGAAAUAUUAUACUAGAUCGAAAGAAAGGUCAUUAGGGUAGAAACAUGCCAGUUAUUUGGGAUCUGUACAUAGACUUAUUCAUUUUCAUUGUGAAAUAAAUUGAGAAACGCUUGAGAAAGAACAA
This is a messenger RNA of Arachis ipaensis, 1753 nucleotides long. Its product is annotated as magnesium transporter MRS2-3. NCBI's taxonomy places the organism in Eukaryota, Viridiplantae, Streptophyta, Magnoliopsida, Fabales, Fabaceae. Gene Ontology annotation, biological process: magnesium ion transport. Gene Ontology annotation, molecular function: magnesium ion transmembrane transporter activity. The record is from RefSeq and is a predicted model, not a curated record.